Suillus subaureus is the source of this 1023-nucleotide messenger RNA. RefSeq lists its product as uncharacterized. The transcript is spliced from 6 exons. Lineage: Eukaryota; Fungi; Basidiomycota; Agaricomycetes; Boletales; Suillaceae. Bases 59 to 925 code for a protein of 288 amino acids. The record is from RefSeq and is a predicted model, not a curated record.
UGACUUGCGACCCCUCGUAGCAUCAUACGACCCCCCUCUUCUCCUUUGUCUUUAUGACAUGACGAUCGUCGACGGAAACAGCGAGAAUGAUCUUAUUCGCUUGUUCAACAGUGUCCAAGAACUUUCUGAACAGCUUACGCAGAACCGUUCUAUAUCAAUUUCGCUCCAUGCCUCAGCUGGUGCUAUAAAGAAUCAAGCGGCACAUACACAAACCGGAUUUGUCCUUCGCAGGUUCAAUCUCGACAAGGUUCAAGAUGCGUACGACGGAGAACUAGAGCGCAUGAACACCUCUCUCGCAGCUGAGAAUCAGACGCUGCAGCACGACAAUAAACAGCUCGGUGCGCUCAUUCGGGAGUAUGAGCAGACACUCGAAAGCGUAAUGAGUGCAUUCCGCACAAGAGCUCGUGACGUCCAAGAACACGAACUCGCUCUCAUUCGCGAAUACGAAUCCAAGCUUAUUGCCAGGGAGUCGGAAGGCCUUCUCCGUGCACUGUCGGCUAGUACUGCCCAAUCCGCGGCUCUCGGGCGGAUAUCAAAUACACUUCGCCAUCUCAUGCGCGUACUGAAUGGCGAGGAUACCGAAGUUGCUGAGACUCCUUCGCCUGAAGCAAAGCAAGGCGAUGCGGAGGAGUUUGAUUUCGAAGAAAAAAAGGAUUGGUCUCUUGAGAGGGACUGUGAGCUCGCCCGGUUGGAACGAGAAAACUCUGUAUUGCGGAGAAUGCUGGGGAUGGAGGUACAUGAGAUCGAGGCUGACACUAAAUGGAAUGUCACAGAUUAUGCAGUAGACAACUCGCGCCUGCUCGGACCGCGUCCUGGAUCAAUCAAGCAUCCUCUUCAGCCCCUGCAGCCACAAAAGAAAAUACUAGGUGGUGCACCGGGCACGGUGGGACCGUACGGAACGUACAAGAAGGGCAAAUCAGGCUGAACAGAGCACUAUCCACUUUCUUCGUUUCAUUACUUGUGGACUUUUGUACAUUCAUACCAUGGUGCAACGGCAGGAUACUCCUAAUUCUUCGAUGCGUU